Aspergillus calidoustus is the source of this 750-nucleotide messenger RNA. The record is from the annotation of a GenBank genome assembly. NCBI's taxonomy places the organism in Eukaryota, Fungi, Ascomycota, Eurotiomycetes, Eurotiales, Aspergillaceae.
AUGUACGCCAAUUCGAAGGACGGCAAAGAGAUAUGGGACGCUGCAUUUGGCUCUAUAAGCCCGCAAGCCCUGAUCAAAGCCGACAAGUGGCCAUCCUCUUUGAUUAGCAACACCAUUAUUGCUAAUAUACCGCAACUUGUAUUUUCAUUAUUAUACUUCGCCUUCAACAGUGUCUUAACGAGCAUGGCUCUUGCCACAGAAUGGAGCAGAUAUGCUCUCUCACGGAAAGGGGUCCGCGUCUCCUGGAACCCCCAGUCCGCCCAGCGGAGCGACUAUUUCCUCUCCCUACCAUACCGCUACGCCAUUCCACUCAUGACGUGCUCUGCAAUCCUCCACUGGCUCAUUUCCCAAAGCCUAUUCCUUGUGGGCGUCGAGGCGUACACAGACAUCAACCAGGAAUGGGUCAGGGAUCCGGAGUCUGACCUGAAUAUGUGUGGAUACAACCCCGUGGCCAUUGUUAUUGCAAUCGUCAUCGGUGUGGUUAUGUUUGCCUGUCUGAUAUGGAUAUGCACCCGACGUCUUCCGUCAGCCAUGGUCGUUGCCGGGAGCUGCAGUUUGGUGAUUGCGGCAGCGUGCCAUCCGAAGUAUGACCCCAAUCUGCAUGAGGACGGCCAGAAGUUGCAGCCCGAGGAGGAAAUGGAGUUUCUACCUGUCAAGUGGGGGUCUGUGCCGGUUUCGGGUGAUAUGGGGCAUUGCACGUUUACUUCUGAUGAGCUCGAUAUGCCUGAGCCUGGUAAGAUGUAUCGAUGA